AUGGAUAAUAGUACAACACCGUCAAGAACGGCUGCAACCAGCUCACCGAGCACUGUAAAUACUCCUGCCAUUUUGUCUGACAUGCAGAUCUACAAAGCGACAUAUUCCGGGGUGGGUGUAUGGGAGUUCAGAUGCAAAGAUGGAUGGUUGAACGCCACCCAAAUACUCAAAGUAGCUGAUUUCGAUAAGCCACAUCGAACUAGGAUUUUAGAACGUGAAGUCCAGAAGGGUGAUCAUGAAAAAGUCCAGGGAGGGUAUGGAAAAUAUCAAGGUACUUGGGUUCCCUAUCCAAUAGGCGUAGAGUUAGCAGCAAAGUACGGUGUCAAAGAAGUUUUACGACCAAUAAUAGACUUUGUACCAACUGCCGAUAGUCCCCCAUUAGCACCCAAGCACGUAACAGCGGCAUCGAAUAAACCACGUAAACCACGUGAACCAAAAGAUACAAAACCCAUCAAACCACGCGUAACGAAGAAAUCUUUAAAAAAAGAACGCCUCGAAUCACCUCGUGUCGAGCCAGUAGAAGAAACAGAUGCAGACACAAACGAACUAAUCAGCGCGGCCUCCCCACAAUCCACUCACACAUCAGAAGUAUCUUCGCUUUCCCAUACGCCGGCUCAGUUAGACUCGGCAAACGAAUCAACUGAAUCGGAUGUUGGGUCAUCCAUACAAAGAGCACGACGAAAGAGAAGAAAUGGUAAUGACCACAAUGGACGUUCUCACAAGCUAUCAAGAACCUCUCUUUCUCAGUCUAUAGCCAGACAUUAUGGAGAAGCAAUGUUACGGUAUUUCACCACAAAUGCUGCACAAAUACCAGACUUUAUCAUAAACCCGCCCGUCGACUUUGAUCCCAACGUAGUCAUCGAUCAGCAGGAUCAUACGGCACUACACUGGUCGGCUGCAAUGGCAAACAUAGAAAUGGCAAGAUUAUUAAUACAAGCGGGAGCGCGGAUUGAUGCUCAGAAUAUGCAUGGCGAAACAGCAUUAAUGCGGAGUGUCAUGUUUCCAUAUAACCAAGAAAAUAAUGUAUUCGAUCAACUGCUGGACUUGCUUCACCAAACGAUUGGUCUAACAGAUCACAAUAGGCAAAAUGUAUUGCAUCAUAUAGCGAUUGCGGCUGGAGCAAGGGGUCGAGUAGGACCAUCGAAAUAUUACAUGGAGCUGGUUCUACGGCGACUAGCAGAACAUUCGGACGAGCGCAUUCGCUUGUUUGUCAUCAAUUGCAAGAAUUCGCUCGGAGACACUACGUUAGUAAUUGCAGCAAAACAUGCUAAUAAAAAACUGGUACGUCUUUUAAUGGACCACGGAGCCGAUCCCACUAUUAGAAACAAAGAAGGUAAAAAUGUAGAAGACUACAUUUUAGAAUUAGAUGCUGAAGCUAGAAUACGUGCUAGUUCUCUUCCCAGUCCGAGUCCGUGCUCGCAUCCGUACAAUAAUUGCGAUACGAUUCCUCCACCGGCUUCAUCAUCGGCGUUGAAUGGCUUACGAGGGACUCGAGAAAACUUGCUGCCAAGUGCUACUCAAAUAAUGCAAGAAUUUCAAUCAUCAUAUGAUGAACGGCUGCGGUCGUUAGACGACGAACUGGGAAAGAUGCAACAGAAGUUGGCGCAGUGUCAGAAGGAUAUGGAGGCUGGAAAACAGGUGGCUGAGGAAAUAAAUAAAAAAGCACAAGAAAUAAGCGGGAUGAAGAAGAAGGUGGCUGAGCUAGAGUGGUUUGUGAAAGAGGAAAUUAAAAAGAAUAGGGGGUUGAGGUUGGAGGAAAUGGUCAAUGAAGAAAUGGAGAAAGAGGACAAGGCGGUUGUAUGUAAUGGAGGCAAGCUGGAGAUGGUCGAUAAACUUCGCAACGAACUGCACGAAAUACAAGAAACACGAAACCAAGCAAUAUCUACUCUUACAGAGAAAAUAAUUCACCGUGACGAUAGACUUAUCCGAUACAAACUCUUACUGCGACUGGCCUCGUCCUUGUCGCCGGAAAUUAGUUCUCUCGAGAAAAGCUUGGAUACACUUGUAAUGACUAAUCUACCUGCAGCAGAGUGA
Molecule: messenger RNA, 2034 nt
Organism: Paraglomus occultum
Lineage: Eukaryota; Fungi; Glomeromycota; Glomeromycetes; Paraglomerales; Paraglomeraceae
Source: the annotation of a GenBank genome assembly